AUGAUGUCCUCAAAUAUACUCUCGCGGUUUCUCCCACCUACAGACUCGCCAUCCGUCUAUGAAGCCAUCCGUGAACAUGAUGCCGAAUCCGAUUCCUCUGAUGUUGAAGAGCGUGCAGGGAUGGCCCCGAGGCCGGAUCAGGAACAUUUCAGUGAUGGGGAGCUGGAGGAUGCGUUGGCAGAUGCAAGGGAUAGUCAACUGUCUAGCCCAACUGCAGCUUUGCUCAGUCGGCCGUCACCGCAGACCCAUCCUCGGGGCUCCCCAUCCGUCUCACGUCGUAGAUCUUCCAGACCCCGAUGGAUGACUCGGACGUCUUCUCAGGGAAUUGAGCUUGAUGAUCGAGAUGAAGAUGUGCCGCAGUCCCUCUUGGUCGAGGCCCAUGACGACGAGGAUUUACGGGCACGACUCCCUCCUCCGCCUCAAAUGAUGCCUAGUCGCUCCAGAACCCCCAGUCCUCCGCCAACUUCAUCCGCUGCACCCCCUCCACGCUGGGGACCCGCUCAUACUCGACAAUCCUCGGAUACCGAUGACCGUCAUCCUUGGAAGCGAUGGCUGUAUGGCCAGCAACUCAGUCUGGCUAACGUUGAUCCCAAAAAGAAAGCCAUGUGGCGCUGGGCCAAUGUAGAGGACUUGGACAACUUCCUAAAGGACGUGUACAUCUACUUCUUGGGAAAUGGAUUCUGGUCUAUUAUUCUAAGCCGAACCUUGAAUCUGUUGACAUUUGCCUUCGUAGUGGGGUUCUCCACCUUCCUCACCAACUGUGUCAAUUAUCACAAAGUCCGCGGCAGCAAAUCACUGGACGAGAUUUUGGUACCCCAAUGCACGUCUCAAAUGUCUGGCUCCACGCUUUUCUUGCUCUGGCUAUUCAGCUUCUUCUGGAUCGGAAAGCUCUUCCAGUAUCUGCUGGAUAUCCGAAGGCUUCAGCAUAUGCAUGAUUUCUAUUUUCAUUUACUUGGCGUCUCGGAUGGGGAGGUCCAAACCAUCGCCUGGCAAGAAGUUGUCAGCCGGCUGAUGACGCUGCGAGAUUCUAAUCCCUCCACAGCAGCGGCAGUAUCUGCCAAACACCGACGAUUCAUGGGCAGUCAAUCAAAACAGCGAAUGGAUGCUCAUGACAUUGCAAAUCGUCUCAUGCGCAAAGAAAAUUAUAUGAUUGCACUGGUCAACAAGGAUAUCCUGGAUCUAACGUUGCCAAUUCCAUUUCUGAGAAAUCGCCAGCUCUUCUCACGAACGUUAGAAUGGAACCUCAAUUUGUGCAUCAUGGACUAUGUUUUCAAUGAACAAGGUCAGCUGCGCACCUUAUUCCUCAAGGAUACCCAUCGAAGAGCGCUAAGUGAUGGGCUACGACGGCGCUUUAUAUUUGCCGGUAUCAUGAACAUCUUUGUCGCUCCAUUUAUUGUCGUCUACUUUCUCAUGCACUACUUUUUCCGCUAUUUCAAUGAGUUCAAAAAGAAUCCGGGUCAGAUCGGAUCUCGCCAGUACACUCCAUUGGCAGAAUGGAAAUUUCGCGAGUUUAAUGAGCUCUGGCAUCUAUUUGAGCGUCGGAUAAAUAUGUCUUACCCAUUCGCCAGUCGCUACAUCGACCAGUUCCCCAAAGACAAGACAGUUCAGGUGGCUCGGUUUGUGGCCUUCAUAUCGGGUGCACUAGCCUCGGUCCUUGCCCUUGCAUCGGUGGUGGACCCGGAAUUAUUCCUCGGCUUUGAGAUCACUCCUGAUCGUACCGUUCUCUUCUAUUUGGGUAUCUUUGGUACAGUUUGGGCAUUUGCCCACGGACUGGCUCCCGAAGAGACCGAUGUCUUUGAUCCGGAAUACGCACUUCUCGAAUUGAUUGAUUUCACUCACUACUUCCCGACGACCUGGAAAGGACGCUUGCAUAGUGACGAUGUGCGCAAAGAAUUCGCUGUCUGCUAUCAGAUGAAGAUUGUCAUAUUCUUAGAGGAGAUCCUCAGCAUGAUUUUUACGCCCUUUGUGCUGUGGUUCAGUCUCCCCAAGUGUAGUGACCGGUUGAUCGAUUUCUUUCGCGAGUUCACCGUCCACGUUGACGGAAUGGGUUAUCUGUGCUCCUUUGCGGUCUUUGAUUUCAAAAAAGGCACGAAUGUCAUGUCCGCGGGCCGGAAAGACACUCCUGGUCGACAACAAGACCUACGAGCAGAUUACUUCUCAACCAAGGAUGGAAAGAUGCUUGCUUCAUACUACGGCUUCUUGGAUCACUAUGGUCCCAAUCACCCGCCUGGUGGACGACGGCCGUUCCACCCACCCCCGAAUCUACCCACACUUGGACCCCACGAUAUGGGCCUCCAUGAUCGAUAUGAUCCUCAACCUCGAUCGGGGGCUAUGGGUGGACCAUUUGGUCCGUCCCUUGUAGCUUCCAGGUUUAGACCUAUGGCAGCCGACCAGAUUCGUUCCCCCACGGCUUCUAUGCUUCUAGAUCCACAUAAUCAGCCAUCCACAUCGGGCUUCCGCCCUGGACGGACUGCGCCUUACCCCCGCUCUCGUCUUGCUCGGUCGCAGCAUCCUAUGGCUGAUACCGCCGAAGAUGACGAGCUACCGUCGGAAGCCACUCGUGAUUCUUUGAAUCGAGCCACAGGCCCCGCUGGUGCAUCCAGUGGUGGGGUUGGCACGAGCGAAGGUGAUCUGGGAGAUUCGUGGCGAAUGAAUCCGCUGGCAACCGAAGGCGACGAAAAUGAGGAGGGUGAUGAGGGUGAGCAUUUAGAUGAUCUGGCCGGGGGAGCCGGUGUGCUGGGACUCAUCCAGCAGUUCCAGAGGGCCAAUACAGACGGUCGACGGACUACGGUUGGAAUAUAG
Messenger RNA from Penicillium verhagenii, 2802 nucleotides. RefSeq names its product autophagy protein ATG9 (gene atgI). The coding region runs from base 1 to 2802 and encodes 933 amino acids. Lineage: Eukaryota; Fungi; Ascomycota; Eurotiomycetes; Eurotiales; Aspergillaceae. Gene Ontology annotation, cellular component: autophagosome; phagophore assembly site. Gene Ontology annotation, biological process: autophagy of mitochondrion; protein localization to phagophore assembly site. The record is from RefSeq and is a predicted model, not a curated record. The transcript has a single exon.